Messenger RNA from Erigeron canadensis, 768 nucleotides. RefSeq names its product protein ALP1-like. NCBI's taxonomy places the organism in Eukaryota, Viridiplantae, Streptophyta, Magnoliopsida, Asterales, Asteraceae. The record is from RefSeq and is a predicted model, not a curated record. The transcript has 2 exons. The coding region runs from base 1 to 768 and encodes 255 amino acids.
AUGAUUGGUAGUAUUGACUGUAUGCAUUGGCCAUGGGAGAUGUGUCCCACGGCGUGGAGAGGCACCCACACACGGGGGGACAUAGAUAGACCUUCGUUGAUUCUUCAAGCGGUUGCAUCGUAUGAUCUAUGGAUUUGGAAUGCUUUCUUUGGGCCACAAGGGUCUUAUAAUGACAUCAACGUAUUCGAGUCAUCUCAUGUGCUUGAAGAUCUUAUAUUCGGUUUGGCGCCCUCAGCAUCUUUUUAUGCAAAUGGUAACUUCUACGAGAGAGGGUACUGCUUAGGCGACGGGAUAUACCCCGAGUAUGUUACAUUCGUCAAGACUUUUACCGAUCCAAUUGACGAAAAGAGAAAGCUUUUUAAGAAAAAGCAAGAGGCGGCACGUAAGGGUAUAGAAAGGGCUUUUGGUGUGUUGAAAAAAAGAUGGAAAGUCCUUAAUCAUCCGACUCAGUAUUGGGACAAGGCACUUAUGCAAGACGUGAUUUAUGCUUGUAUCAUCUUGCAUAACAUGAUAUUGGAGGACAAGGACAAGGCCAUAUGUCAAGACUACAAUCCGGAUGAACCUUCUCUAGUACCGGGCUAUUGGGAACAAAUGACUCCACUCGAAGAACGAAUUCAAAACCGCCAUACUAUUAAAAGCCGAGAAACACACAAUAUGUUGACGGCGGACUUGGUUGAUCAUCUUUGGUCGACCCAACCACAUGACUUUGAUCCUGAUAACGAGGACCUCCUGGAUCUCAACGAGUAUGUUAAUUCGGACGAUGAGUAG